GGCACCUUUAUUUCUCUACUCUAUGAGAUUCCUCCUAGGUCUUUUCCUCAAUCUAAGCGUCGUUGCUCAGAAUACCUACCGACCUGUGGGCACCUAUAUGCGUCUUAGAUCCGAAGGCUCGGGCGGUUUGCUCAUGUUCGACCGUGACGCUGAUACCCUGCAACUCAUCGUCAGACUUGGUGACUGUGUUGCGGCGGCCCAUGACGUGCCCUAUAGGGCCGUUGGGGUAUCCAGCAGUACAGGAUUCUGGGUGGUCCCUGAUUACAGUUCGAGUAGCUUCAAAGCGAGUCUCGAUGCCUGCAAGGACCCCUACGUUAACAGCGAAUCCUUCAACCACUUCGCGGUUGUGAGGAAGGGCGACACCCCCAUGGGUGAGAUUUCUGUACAUAUUGGUGGUGGACGCAGAUGGAUCUUCGAGCUGAGCCGCGGUGAGGAGAGCCCAACAACUGCCCCUACUACUACUAGGACGCCCUACACCACUCGUGCUCCUACUCCUACUACUACAAUGCCCUACACCACUCGUGCUCCUACUCCUACUACUACUGCUCCCUCUCCAUCUCGUGGAACGCCUCAGGGGAGAUAUGAAUAUUCGCAGUCGCCUAACGCGGCCUCGAUCGUAUUCAACGAGGAUAGCCAGCAUAUGCGCUUACAUGUGAACCUCAAUGGUUGUGGUAGUAGUGCCUACCAUAUCCCAUACACUAUCUCCGGAAUAUAUGGCACUGAGGAACAGUUUUGGGUUUUGCCAGACUACAGCGGUACCAACUUGAAGAGGCUCAUUGAGCGUUGCUCCGACCCUGUCGUACAUGGUGGUUCAUUCGAGCAAAUCCUGGUGAAGGCGCAGAAUGGUGUUCCGAUGGCCGAAUUGAGGAUAUUUGUCGGAGGCAACACCCUGUGGGAAUUCUCUCACAGUAGUAUCCCUACACCUCGCCCUACCGUCCCACGUACCACUCCUCCGCCAACUCCUACUACUCUACCACGUACCACUCCUCCUCCAACUCCUACUACUCUACCACCAGUUGUACCAACAGGACCUGCCCGCCCGAAGGGGCUCUAUGAUGCUAAAUCUGAUGGAGUUUCUGGACAGCUGGUAUUCUUCCAGACAGAUGAACUCCUUUUCACCAUGUAUAUCACUCUUGGUGGUUGUCGUCUUCAUUUCGAGGAUAUACCCUACACGAUGCACGAGGCCAAUGGUGCUUCCUGGGUGGUCCCUGACUACAGCUCUACCCGCGUGGCCGAUACAUUGAGCCACUGCAGGUUCUACCCCAACUCUAGAUAUGAACUAAGUGAUCUACAGAACAUCGAAUUGAAGAAUGCUCAUGACCCCGCCCAUCAGACGCUAGAGAUCUACAGGCUAUCUAGCACGUAUGGGAGGGCGCAAGCGAAAAUAUUCGAGAACCAGUAG
Molecule: messenger RNA, 1402 nt
Organism: Perkinsus marinus ATCC 50983
Lineage: Eukaryota; Perkinsozoa; Perkinsida; Perkinsidae
Exons: 1
Coding region: 23-1402 (459 amino acids)
Source: RefSeq, a predicted model, not a curated record